UUCAUAUUAUAUCAUAAUAUCUAUGUGGGAAAAAAUGGAUGCUGCAGUGAUAGAAGUUCUCCAGCAGGCAGGUAGUCAAGAUCCUAAUGUUUUAAAACCAGCAGAGCAAACUUUAAAGGAAUGGGAAACUCAGAGAGGAUUUUACACUGCUCUAUAUAAUGUAUUUUCAAAUCAUUCCUUGGCUGUUAAUAUUAGAUGGAUGGCUGUUUUGUACUUUAAAAAUGGCGUCGAUAAAUAUUGGAGAAAAAAUGCACCGAAUGGAAUAGAAGAAGAUGAGAAAGAAUUUCUACGUCAACGUUUAAUAAGUAAUUUUGAAGAACCUGUAAAUCAAUUAGCACUUCAAUUAGCAGUUCUCAUUGCUAAGAUAGCAAGAUAUGAUUGUCCCAGAGAAUGGGACGUAUUAAUUCCAACACUUUUGGAAGUAAUAAGAGGUCAAAAUUCUAUAGCACAGCAUCGAGCGCUUCUUACAAUGCAUCAUGUUGUCAAAGCUUUAGCUUCAAAACGUUUAUCAGGAGAUGUAAGACUCUUUGAAAACUUAACCCACAAUGUGGUCACUUUUAUUCUUAAUACAUGGAAUACAUACACUGAAUCAUUUCUUAUAAUGGCAUCGAAUGGAGUAGAUGCAAAUCAGAUACAAGAACCCUUAGAGAAAGCAUUAUUGUUAUUAAAAAUACUUCGUAAACUUAUCGUCUAUGGAUUUCAUAAGCCAUCUCUAUCUGAAAAUGUCAUGCGAUUUUUAGAAGUAAUAUUUGAACGAGCUCAUACAUGUCUUGAAUGGCGUAAAACAUUAGUUUCGAAAGGUAUACAAAUGGAGGUUUGUGAUAAAUUCAUAAUUCAUUUGACCAAAGUGUUAUUAGAAGUAUUAGAAAUGCAUCCACUUUGUUAUGUCGAAUUGAUACCAACAUCUUUAGAAUUCUCAGUUUUUUAUUGUUUCACGGAAGCUGGUCAAGCAUUAGCCUUUGAAAGAUUUAUCAUACAAUGUUUAAAUUUAAUGAAAAGUAUUUUAUUAUCAGUUUGGUAUAGACCGGCCAAAGGAAUUGGAGAAUCUAAAGAUCCAUUGACAGUGAGAGCCUAUCAAUUAAGGCAGGAAUUUUUUACGCAUCAAACUUUAACCGAAAUUUGUUCGAGACUUGUCACUCAUUACUUCCUUCUAACACCUGCAGACUUGGAAUUGUGGGAUACUGAUCCUGAAAACUUAGCUGUGGAUGAUGGAGGUGAACCAUGGAAGUAUAAUUUAAGAGCUUGUACUCAACUUGUAUUCUUGGCUAUUUUCCAUCAAUUUAAAGAUGUUCUUGCAUCAGUACUGGUUGACUUGAUACAAAAACAUCAUCAACCUGUUGAACCCAGUGAUCUACAUGCAAUUUUACUGAAAGAUGCUGUCUAUAAUGCAGUUGGCCUGGCAGCUUUUGACUUAUAUGACGAAGUAAAUUUUGAUCAAUGGUUUUCAACGACAUUAAAGGAAGAAUUAAAAGUUAAAAGUAAUAAUUAUAGAAUUAUUAGAAGACGUGUAUGUUGGCUUAUCGGUCGAUGGGCAGGUGUAAAAUUAAGUACUAAGUUGAGACCAGAAUUUUACCAACUUAUGAUAGAAGCUUUGAGCCCGGAAGAAGAUUUGGGCGUUCGUUUGGCAGCUAUUGAUGCCUUAAAACUUGCAAUAGAUGACUUUCAAUUUCAUACAGCAGAAUUUACACCUUAUUUGGAAUCUACAUUUUCCUUGUUAUUCACUUUGCUAAAAGAAGUUACCGAAUCUGAUACCAAAAUGCACGUUCUAUUUGUAUUAUCAUGUAUGAUUGAGCGUGUGGGAUAUGAUAUAAAACCAUACGUCGGUGCUCUGACUUCAUAUUUAUCAACGCUAUGGCAACAAUCUGAAAAUCAUCAUAUGUUAAGGUGUGCUAUAGUAACGACCCUGGUUCAUUUGGAAAAGUCGAUAGGUUCGGACAGUAGUAUCUUGCAACCAUUGGUAGUACGUGUCGUAGAUUUAAGCUGUGACGUAACACAAGAAGGACAUGUUUAUUUGUUAGAAGAUGGUUUAGAAUUAUGGUUAGCUCUUUUGGAGAAUGCGUCAGAACCAACACCAGAAAUAAUGGAUCUUUUCCGAAAUAUGCCUCCUUUAUUAGAAUCAUCAACAGACAAUUUGAGAUUAUGUUUGUACAUACUUCAAGCAUAUGUAUUAUUGAGUCCUCAAGAAUUUCUAUGUCAAAGGGGAACUGUAAUAAUCGAAACAUUGAGAUCACUUUUAGGAGAUUUACGUUGUGAAGGUAUUGUCGUGGCAAUGAGAUUAUUUGAAACAUGUCUUCGAGUUUCUCCCGAGCAAGGUGCAGAAUUGAUCAGACCUCUUUUAAUGAAAAUAUUCGAAAGCGUUUAUAAAGGUGAAGAAUAUCCAAUGGUUAUGACUAUGUGCUUGUCUAUCGUCGCAAGAGUUUUACUUUGUUGUAAAAAUAUUUUUGCGCAGGUAAUCGGUGAAUUAUCAAGAAACAUAGGGGGUGAUGAAACGAAUGAGGAAGCUGUACUAGGACAAAUAGUACACAUUUGGGUCAGCCGAAUGCCUCUCGUUACUCAACCAGAAAGACGCAAAUUAUUAGCUCUUGCACUUUGUUCACUUCUUGAAGCUAACAGUCCACCAAGCGUCCUUCAACACUUUCCAUCUAUUAUAUCUAAUAUAGUCGAAACUCUUAACGAUAUAACGAAAUACGACGAUGCGGGAUGUCCUAUAGAUUCUUUGAUGAUAAGCGAUCCGCCUAGUCCGUCUCAAUAUGAUGAUGUAGAUUAUGACACUCUACAUGGACAAAGAAGAAAGAAACUUGCUUUGAGCGAUCCAGUUCAUAAUCUAUCCUUAAACAAUACACUCCAUAAUCAAUUUAUUAAAUUACGAAGAACGGUAGGGAAUGAUCAAUUCGAUCAUCUGUUAAAUAGCCUUAAUCCUGAUGUCAACGAGGAACUUAAUUUAUGCCUUGGAAUGCAGGAUAUAGCACUAUGAACGAAAAACAAAAUAAAACAACAAAAAAGAAAAUAGGAAAUAGAAAUAAAAAUGUGGUCGACGAAAAUAAAAGAUUAUUCUCUCAAAUGCUACAUAUACAUGAAAACAUGUAAAAAAAAAGCUUUACGAUGCUCUACUGUAAAACGGCACUAUUUUACUGUAUGAUACUACCUGUUUCACUGUAUUAAUAAUGUUGAUAAUAAAAGGACCUAUGUCGCCACUGGAAAAAAUA
Vespa mandarinia (Asian giant hornet) is the source of this 3206-nucleotide messenger RNA. RefSeq names its product importin beta11 (gene Impbeta11). Gene Ontology annotation, cellular component: cytosol; nuclear envelope. NCBI's taxonomy places the organism in Eukaryota, Metazoa, Arthropoda, Insecta, Hymenoptera, Vespidae. Gene Ontology annotation, biological process: protein import into nucleus. The record is from RefSeq and is a predicted model, not a curated record. Gene Ontology annotation, molecular function: small GTPase binding.